AAGAAAAUGCUACGAACGACGCUAUCCGCCGCUCCCUUAUCCACACGCUGCGAUGCCGCGCGAUGGAGGUCGCGGCGAUGGAAGGGCAGUUUCCCGCGCAGGAGGUGCUGCAUUUUUCCCAAGCACUAAAGGACAUCUUCACGGUCUACUGCGACCCAGCGUUCAAUUUGGCCACCGCGUUUGAAGUGACGCAGACAGAAAAUAUUAGAGCGAACGGGAAAAUGAACUACAGAGAAGGACGUGAUCGUCUUCAUGCUGGACACCAGCAAGGAAACGAGAAUACUCUCGAGGAAAGCGAGGAUGUGAGGACGCAACUAGACCGGCUGCAGUACGAGGUCUCAGAGCCGUGUAUUCUGGAGUGGGUAGACGGACCAGCGUCGAUGCCGGUGCAGUUGAAGGUCGGAUGUACUGUCCGAGCCGUGUAUAGUAACGGCAGCUCGUCAUCCAGGCGGAACAAUACCUGGGAGAGAUUCUACGGAGCAAGUGAAGAUGCAGCUACUCUAGACGUAGAUCUAGAAGCAGACGUUGAAAAAUACGAGGAAGAAAUACACGGCACUUCUACGUCGACAUGUGGCUCCUUCGAGAAGGAGAGGAAAAAAUAUGCCGACACUUUUCUGUACCAGGCUUGGAGCUUUCUGCUCCACGAUGAAGAAGACGAGAUGGUUGUGAGGCACGUAGCUGGAAACAAUUCGACCUUCGCGGACGAGAGCAGCUGCUCGGUUGCAGCUCGAGACAGACACAGACGAAGUUUCGAUGGCGAUGACAUAUUCUCAGACGAGGAUGCUGAAGAGGGUGCGACGUAUGAAGACGAUGAGAAGAAAGUUGCGGUUCUUCCGGACGGUGAUGGGUUGAUAAAUGAAGAGCCGAAAAUUGUCCGCCACCAGGUCGACAGUCACAGUUGCUCCGAAACAAACGCAACACUCAGGCGCCAGCGGUGGGAGCGAGAGAAGCUGGAAUUCUCGCAAAUCAUGUUCGAGCUCUUCUGUAGCAGCGACGAGCCUGACGCGGUCAGCGUGGGCGGGACGAGUGCGACAGACGAAAAGAAGGUUGAGGAAGAUAAAGUUUCAAAAACAGCCACUCCUCGUACACCAGAAGUCGGCAUCAAUGACGCUGCUGCGAUGAGCCCCGCAACAAGGCGCAAAGUACUAGAAGAAGGUGUCUUCGUCUCACCAAAAAGCCGUUUCUCUUCGCCAGGAGAGAGAUCGACACAAGACGAAGUCUUUUGGUCACCGGUUUCCACCAGCAACGCGGAAGAGCCUCGACUUGAGUCGCCGGAGUCAAAGAACACAGAAGAUGACCCUAAUAGAAAAGAUACGGAGCCUCCUCGCGAAACACUGCCCCAGCCACACGUUGGUCCUGUUUCAUGGGCCGCAACACGAGACGAGCAGGGGGGCCGAUCGCCCGUUCUUGCGUCCACUGCAGGAGCGGUAGAGGACGAGGAGGAGGAGGCUCCUGUGGGGCUUGCUAAUAAAAGUAAAACCGAGACGAGUGCAGAUUCCGCAUCCACCAACAGCAACAAUCUUGAAGAUAUUGACCCUCCCACAACAAGAACCUCCGACUGCUCUACCACCCGCGCGAGGACCAGCUCGCUUUCAAAGUCCCUGGGCUUCGAAGUUGGCGACGAGAAAUCGGUAGAAACGUUUCUCAGCCACGUGCAGGCGUGCUCGUUCCGCGAUAACUUGCUCUCCAGAUGCGAACGAAACCUCGAGUUCACGUUCUCCCUCGCACUGGACGAAGGCGGGCAGAGCACCUGGGCGCGGCACUGGGACCGCCAGGACUGCCAGUACGAUGUGUUUCUCCUAGUCUCCGGACGCGGGGCACCACCCGUGGUCGUAGGCCGCCGCGGUCACGCUCCGGCCGAACGAAGUGGUACUACUAGCUCCUUUGCGGAUCACCAAACCUCGAUGGAGGCAACGCAACUACCGCGACUGCACAUGUUCCACGGCUCGAACUACGGUGUGAUGCGCGCGUCGAGCCUGUUGACCCAGGAGAGCGGGCUGGUGCGGGUGCAGGUACCGGAAUCGCUGCUGUUCCCGAAUUCCGUCGCCGGCCGGGUGUCCUUUUCGCGGACGGUCUUGCGGUCGAGUGCAUUGUUCACGAAAAAGGAUUUGGUGGAGGUGCUGCUGGCGGUGAAGCGAAGCGGAUUUUCUUGUUUGCAGCACGAUUUUAUUGAUAUUGUGGAUUCAGACCAAGACGAAGAAACUAGCAAGCGUGUAGCUUCUCUUGCACCGGCAGCAGACGUCGAACUGGGAGCUGCAGCAGCAGGUUCUUGCAGUACUCCUUCUAAAAAGCUAGCUGCACGACCAGGAGAGAAGGCUACGACAGAUCAUGAUGCAAACCGCGAAGACACCACGAUCAGAAAGUUGGUCGAUCUCGUUGAGAAACGGAGAUGGAGCAGCGCUGCAGUGUCAACAUCUGCUGACGACAUCGAUACAACCACAGCGCGGCCACUUCCUGCCGUCUCGUCGCUGAAGAAACAGAUUUUGCAGCAGGCCAUGCGACUACAAACAAGGUGGGAGGAAACGCUGCGGGACAACAUUAUUCAUUCAGGCACCAGGAAACGAGGGCGCAAGAGCAAGACCGCGACCGCCGGUGAAGUAGACCGUGCUGACACUACAACUGGAGUUGUGCAAGAAGUCACAGGUGAAGGAUCAUCUAUCGCGGCACUCAACAUGGAUUAUACCAGGCCUGCGGUCGUGUCAGAAAGGGACGUCGUGGUGCAAGAGGACCCGAACACCGUCCGUGGUGCUCGCGGUUUAAUACCGCCGGAGGUUCAGGUCGCUGCGAAUGUUCCGCAGAACAAAGCAGGGCCAUCACCUGAGGUCGUCCAACAAACAAGCGUUCUCCGGGCGCUGGUCCGCGUCCACGCCCUAAACGCGAGACCGCGCUGGAUUCCGCUCGAUUUGCAGCCCUUUGUCACCACCGCGAAAGUGGAUGAUUGGGUGCCGGAUAGCACGACCGAUAUAUUCAGGAUGGACUGAAGAUGAAACUGAAGUUUUCGUUGUGCCAAGCGGUUGAUGUGUCACUGGUCUUCUGGAGGACGAUCUGAUGGAGAUGAGCAUGAACUUGCUGAACGAAGGUGGUCUACUUCGACCGCCCUCGUUGGCGAGACGAAUCAUGAAACGCUGGGCAUUUUUGGAGGUAAU
Molecule: messenger RNA, 3146 nt
Organism: Amoebophrya sp. A120
Lineage: Eukaryota; Dinophyceae; Syndiniales; Amoebophryaceae
Source: the annotation of a GenBank genome assembly